AGUUUCGAGAAAAGGAAAUAAGUUACAAACGAAAAGAAUAAAGUGUUAUUUUAAGAUUGAAAAUUGUACAGGAAGCGCUAAAGGAAAACGCCGUUAUCAAGCAGAUAAGAUUUCCGUCAUAGUGAUUCUACUUUCACGAGAUGAAUCUCGGCCAGCUCAACGAUGAUCAGAAAACUGUCCUGAAGCAGUUUCGCGAGGCGGUGAAAGAUUGCAAACUACCAGAAACUGACGAUGUCUAUCUACUGCGAUGGCUUAUCGCUCGCGAUUUCGAUUUGGCCAAGGCUGAAAAGAUGCUCCGGAAUUCGAUGGAAUGGCGCCGCAAAUAUAAAGUCGACACCGUUCUACAGGACUAUGAAAUACCGGAAGUGUUGACCAAGUACUUUGCUGCCGGCUACAUUGGUGUGGAUAAAUUGAAUAGCUACACGGUGGCCGUUCGAUACGGAGCCAUGGAUUUGAAGGGCAUCCUACUUUCGGCCAAGAAAAGAGACUACCUUAUGUACGUGAUUGAAAUAGUGGAGAGAACCUUCCAAAGAGUUCGGAAUAACCCCAAGAAAUUCAAGCGUUCUCCCGAUGCCAUUGCCCAGUCAACGGUUAUCUUUGAUAUGGCCGGUUUUUCGAUGCGCCACAUCACGUACAAACCAGCCUUAGACACGGCCAUUCAACUGGUCCAGUUGUACGAGGGAAACUAUCCGGAACUGCUGCGGCGUGUCUUCAUUAUCAAUGCUCCUAAGAUUUUCUCUGUUCUGUUCUCUAUGUUGAAACCAUUUAUGCACGAGAAAACCAGAAACAAAAUUCAAAUUUUUAGCCAUGAUGCUAAACAAUGGAAGGCAGCCCUCCUGGAAGAUAUCGACGAAGACCAAUUGCCUGUUUGCUAUGGAGGAACGAUGACUGAUCCUGAUGGGAACCCCAAUUGCAUCACAAAGGCAACUACCAUACAAAAAUUUCUUUUCUAUGUAAUUUAAACACUUUAAACUAAAUUGCAGGUCAAUAUGGGAGGCGAAGUACCCAAGUCUUACUAUCUAAAUGGAAAAUCUAGCACCACCGACAAGAAGUGCUUAUCCAUCUCAAGUGGUUCCAAAGAACUUUUGGAAUUCCAUGUGAAAAACGCUGGAACAGUGUUAAAAUGGGAUUUUCAUUCGGAAGAGAGUGACAUCGCUUUUGCCGUGUACAGGAAACAAGGCAAUGAAUUGAUUCCCGUCGUUCCUCACGAUCGCGUCGAUUGUCACAUGUCUCCCGAAGAAGGAGAAAUCUAUUGCGACUACACUGGUGUUUAUGUGGUGGAAUUCGACAAUAGCUUCAGCUACCUCCGUUCGAAAAAGAUUUGGUACUCGAUCACUAUCGACUCGUCCAAACCGGUCUGCUUGAACGGCAACAAUUUGGAUUAUUUGGAUGCGGAAAUACAAACAAAUCAAAAGAAUAACAAUCGAUCUGUUGACUUUAAACGGGGAAUAAGAUUACUAAGGAAGAAACUCUACAAGGUCAAAUUUGAGCACAACAUCUACGACAUCAGUAGCCUCUUCAUCAUGGAUCUACGGCACCUUAGUGAUGACCAGAAAAACAUCUUAAAACAGUUUCGCGAAGCUGUCAGAGAUUGUAAUGUACCCGAAUCGGACGAUGUCUACCUUCUACGAUGGCUCAUCGCGCGAGAGUUCGACAUCCCAAAGGCAGAGAAAAUGCUCCGCACUUCAUUGGAAUGGCGCCGCCAGUACAAAAUCGACAGCAUCCGGGAAGAUUUCAAACCGCCGGAAGUAUUGAAAAAGUACUUCUCGGCUAGUUUCGUCGGUCGCGACAAGACGCAAAGUCCUCUGUGGAUUGUGCGGUACGGAAUGUCGGACGUCAAGGGCAUCCUUCGUUCAGUCAAGAAGAAAGAUUACGUCAUGUACGUCGUUUACCUGGUUGAAAGCAGCAUCGCCCGAGUCCAUGCCGAUCCCAAGAAAUUCAAACGUUCUCCUACGGCUAUAGUGCAAUCGACCAUCAUCUUUGACAUGGAGGGUUUCUCUAUGCAGCACAUUACUACCAAACAAGCUAUGGAUUCCGCCAUCAAAAUUCUUCAGGUGUACGAAGCGAAUUACCCUGAGCUUCUUAGUCGUGUUUUAAUCGUUAACGCACCAAAAAUCUUUUACGUUUGUUACAACAUGUUAAAGCCCUUCUUGCACGAGCGAACUCGAGAUAAGAUCCAGAUUUUCAGCCACGACGUCAAGCAGUGGAAGCCGGUCGUUUUGGCAAAUGUGAUUGCCGAAGAAACACCCGCCUGCUAUGGAGGAACUUUAACCGAUCCCGAUGGCAAUCCAAACUGCGUUACAAUGGUCAACAUGGGAGGAGAGGUCCCGAAGUCGUACUAUUUUAGUGGCAAACCAGAUACGACUAAUAAAAAGUCUUUGACGAUUUCUAGCGGCUCCAAAGAGCACUUGGAAAUUCAAGUGAAAGAAGCGGGCGCCCUCCUCAAAUGGGAUUUUCACUCGGAAGACAGCGAUAUCGCGUUUGCUGUGUACCACAAACAAGACAGCGAAUUAGUUCCCGUUGUACCUCAUGAUCGCGUCGAUUGUCACUUGGCCGCUGAAGAGGGAGAAAUUCAAUGCGACGAGGCUGGAACCUAUGUAGUCGAGUUCGACAAUCACUUUAGUUACCUUCGCUCCAAGAAGGUUUGGUAUUCGAUUUCGGUAGCAGCAGCUUCGACGAGGGGCGCAAACGGCACUGACUUGGAUAACAUUUAACUGCAAAAACAACUGGAUCGGGAAAUCAGAAUAUUGGUUUAAUAGUCAAAAUGGGGGGGGGGGGGGGGGGAUCUGUAAUAAGAAGUUUUAAGACAAUUAAUUUUAUAUUUUCCAUAUUCCGGAGGGCAACAAAACCAUAGGAAAAAAACGAGGGUUUCGAAGGGAAAUGUCUACAUUAUCUUCAAAAUGUUUCGAGCCAAAUAAAAAAAAAAAGAGAAAACGGAUGAUGUUGUGAGAUUCGACACAACAUGAGAAAGAUUCUUUUCCAGAGUUUCUACUUCGCUAAAAAGAGAAUUGAUUGUGGUCCAGAGAGAACAUCUGUUGGGUGCUUGAAAAUGAACAUAAAAACAUCACACACGAGUAUAUAUAACAUAACGUCCAUACAUCUGUUGCUGGUUGCAAGGAUA
Molecule: messenger RNA, 3121 nt
Organism: Daphnia carinata
Lineage: Eukaryota; Metazoa; Arthropoda; Branchiopoda; Diplostraca; Daphniidae
Exons: 17
Cellular component (GO): cytoplasm
Source: RefSeq, a predicted model, not a curated record